UCCGCCAUUCCAGCUUUUGUGUUGGUUGGAUGGAAAGGACUUCUACUCGAUCUAGAUUGAACAUUCAUGGAUUUGUGUCCGUACAGUAUACACAAGCAUUUUCACAUGCGCACGGCCAUGUAUAUAUUACCUUUGCCAAAUCUUCAUCUACGCUCUCCUAUUGGCUAUUGUUGACAAGCGGGGUAGAAACUAAGGGCGGCAAGAAGCCAACCGUCUCCCAAUCAAUUGCUAGCUACUCUGACUAGUACACACGUCCUCUUUUUGAUGUCCUCCCUAGACUUUUGAAGAUCAAGUGUUUCUUUUUGAUAUUGCCAUUGUCGAACACAGUCUGUGUCUUACUUUACAAUGGGUGAACUGGAUGAAUUAGUAUCUACCUUACUCGGUACUUUUACAACCGGCAUAAGACUGCUUAAAGCUAGUCGCAAAAGACAUAGAAGUGGCAAUGAAGCAAUUGAUACCUAUAAGGACGAGGAAACUCCUCUCAUCAAGUCAUUCAAAAGAUCUAGAUCAGACAUUCGAGAAGCAUGGAAAAAAGAUUCUAUAAUGGCUGGUCCUAAGUUCUCGGAAGGCGAUGGUAUGAACCAUAAUCCUAAAGUUAUAAUGCACAAAUUCUCAUACUAUGGCAGCGAGAGCGUGCUCAUCACUCUCGACGAUAUUAUCACGAUUGAACACUGCUUUCACAUCCGCAAUUGUAUCAUUUUCUCGAGGCAAAGUCAAGUCUUCAGAUCGGGAGGCUCUUAUAAAGCUAUCCAACGAAUCACGUGUAGAAGCGAUCAAUACACUUAAUGAACUUUCUAAGCGACUAUCAGUAUCUGCUUCAUCUCUGACAUCUCGAGAUGCUCUAACUCAGACCAAAAAUGGUCGUCGAAAACGAGAACAGAACCUAGCUCCAACCGUUCCGACCAAGCCUACUGCUCUUGGACCAGCUACGAAGGACGGUUGGAUACGGCCAAAAUCGAGUAAGAAAGGUGCCGCGAAGUCUAAAACUCAUGCUGGAAAAGCUAGUGUUACGGAAUCAAAAGGCGAACAGAAGCCGGUGCCCUCACAAUCCGUCGAUGUAGUGAGGAAGCGAGAGCCAGUAUCCAUGCGCAGAACAGCAACAGAGAAUAGAAAGUCAGGCUUCUCAUUUGCAUCUGAUAGCACAAAACUGUAAGUACAUACAUCUUAUUUGCUACUCCUUACAAUAUGCAACCCUUCCUUCCAUUUAAAUGUCGUCUGAUUACUAACUUUUCCUUUUCUAGUGGUGAGAUUCCAGAACACAGAUUGGCUAGAUUGCUUGCGACAUCGGAGCAUAAUAAUACUGGAUAUUAUAUGCAUACAGUAGCUUACCCUUUGGCUCCGUAUCAACCAGAGCCUCACAAACGUCGUUUUGGCAUUGGUAAGCUUUUUAAAAGUCGACCGGCGCAAAAGGAUACUUAUAGUAAUUGAAAUUUAAUGAUACACUCAGGAUUCAUAUCAACUUCUGUGAGUAUGUAUGUGAUUUUCAAUAUUAUUUUGUUCUGUUGCCGUUAUCUUACAUCAGUGAUGUUAAUUAUCAUACUAAGAUUCCCAUUGGUGAUAGUCCAGGUCGAAAUUCGACUGUCUGUUUUUAAUUGUAUUCUGAAAUGCUAUACAUACGUUCUAGUAAUCUUAGAAGAACUACUAUUUUAA
Molecule: messenger RNA, 1650 nt
Organism: Sclerotinia trifoliorum
Lineage: Eukaryota; Fungi; Ascomycota; Leotiomycetes; Helotiales; Sclerotiniaceae
Source: the annotation of a GenBank genome assembly